AGACGAAGAGAAAGAAAUAAAAGCAUAAAAGAAUGUGUAUCUGUAUAUAAAACACACAGCCAUCUCUACAUCUGUCGACAGAAAUCGAAAGCAAUAAAUAAAUAAAUAAAAUCAGGGGCAGAUAAUUUUAGCGCCAAAUAGAAAUAUCUCCCGCAAACUUUUAUCGCUCCUCAGCUGUGACUUGUUUACUACUCUUUGGUUUUUGUUGCUGUUGAGGAACCAAAAUGGAAUCGGUUGGCUUGGAGAUGGAUGAUAUCUUUGGAUCUACUGAGGAGCAAGGAGCUGAAAAUGAGGACAUAGGAGCUUUACAGAAUAAUGAGGAGGAAGAGGCUGCUGAUGCAGAAGAUGAAAAUACUUUUAAUGCCAACAUUAACAAGAAACUUGCAAAAGGUGCCACGAAGAAAGUCGUUCGAAAUCCUCAACCGAAGCUGAACGAUGCCAGACUGAGUGGUGAAAGAGGAAUUGCAAUAUUACCAAAACUCUUUAAGGAUGUGACAUUCAAAGGAAACGGUCACGAGGCAAAAGAUCUUGACAAAAUUCUGAAGAUUUUGGAACACUGGGCUCACAGACUUUUUCCACAGAUGAAGUUUUCUGAUUGUCUUCAGCGUAUUGAGAAAAUUGGGUCUAAAAAAAGUGUUCAGUCAUGUAUUAAACGCAUCCGACUUGACAUGCCAGUGCUGGAUGAUGACUUUGUCUCAAACCAAGUCGAUGAUGAGGAUGAAGACGGUAACCCAAACAAUACUACAAAUGCGGUGCAAAUGGAUGAAGUAACGGCUGCUGAAGCUGCAUGGGAUGAAAUGAUGCGAUCUCCAAACAACAACAACAACAACAACAGUGUGUCCAGUACAUCGUAUCUUACAUCUCCUCCUUCGGGCUUUUCUACUCCAUCAACCACCAACCGUCCACCAUCACAAGUUACUGUUCUUUCUGCAGAAAUGAAAGAAAAGAUUGCCAAGAAUAAACAACUUGCUCUAGAAAAAAGGGCUGCUAGAUUAGCUGCUAACCAGAACACUCCCCAAAGGCAGAAUACUUCCCAAAAUGAGGAGAUUACAGCUGGCAGCCAGAAAACUUCCAACAACCAAGAUUCUUCUUUCACUGGGACACCUACACCAUCUGACCAUUCUUUGGCAAACCCAGACAAUCAAGACCAUCUCCAAGAAGUUUCCCCAAGGAAAACACUCUCUCAAGAAGAUGGUGACAGUUUCAAAAAGACAAAUUGUGGUCUUAAUGGCAAAACAGAACAAACACCUGGAUCGGUUGGAAAUUCCUCAAAUGAAUCAGAUGAAAGUUUAGUUGGGACUGACAGAAUAGUUGAUGAUAACAGAACUGAAAUUUAUUCUUCAUCGAACUUGAAUCAGUCAACUGUGAAAGAGAGUGAUGUGUGUCAGAGUGUGGCAGACAUGGAUCAAUCAACUGUGAAAGAGAAUGAUGUGUGUCAGGGUGUAACAGACAUGGAUCAGUCAACUGUGAAAGAGAAUGAUGUGUGUCAGGGUGUGACAAACAUGGAUCAGUCAACUGUGAAAGAGAAUGAUGUGUGUCAGAGUGUGACAGACAUGGAUCAGUCAACUGUGAAAGAGAAUGAUGUGCAUCAGGAUGUGACUGACAUGGAUCAGUCAACUGUGAAAGAAAAUGAUGUGCGUCAGGGUGUGAAAAAUAUGGAUCAGUCAACUGUGAAAGAAAAUGUGUGUCUGGGUGUGACAGACAUGGAUCAGUCAGCUGUGAAAGAGAAUGAUGUGCAUCAAAGUGUGACAGACAUGGAUCAGUCAGCUGUGAAAGAGAAUGAUGUGCAACAGAGUGUGACAGACAUGCAUCGAUCAACUGUGAAAGAGAAUGAUGUGUGUCAGGGUGUGACAGACAUGGAUCAUUCAACUGUGACAGAGAAUGAUGUGCAUCAAAGUGUGACAGACAUGGAUCAGUCACCUGUGAAAGAGAACAAUGUACUUCAGGGUGUGACAGACACACAUCAGUCACCUGUGAAAGAGAAUGAUGUGUGUCUGAGGGACAAAUGCUGACAGUAAGAAAGCUGGCUAACUCAGAUGAAUCUGUACAAACUGAAUCCCACCAUCUUUCCAUCUCGUUGCCUUGUCUCAAUAUUAAAUCUCCAUUAGAAUUCCUCUGCAGAAACAGAAAAACAAUUUUAAUCCUUUUGUUACCAAAUUCCUGUUUUUUUUUUUUUUUUUUUUUGUUAACGAAGAAUGUCAUUAAGUUGAUGUUUUGAACAUAAAUGGACAUAAAGUUUUGA
Messenger RNA from Octopus sinensis (East Asian common octopus), 2242 nucleotides. RefSeq names its product TIMELESS-interacting protein-like. The coding region runs from base 225 to 2012 and encodes 595 amino acids. NCBI's taxonomy places the organism in Eukaryota, Metazoa, Mollusca, Cephalopoda, Octopoda, Octopodidae. Gene Ontology annotation, cellular component: replication fork protection complex; nucleus. Gene Ontology annotation, molecular function: DNA binding. The transcript has 9 exons. The record is from RefSeq and is a predicted model, not a curated record. Gene Ontology annotation, biological process: replication fork processing; replication fork arrest; DNA replication checkpoint signaling.